CACAAAUACAGACGACACAUCCACAUCAUCGGUAACUGGCUGAUACUUUUGGUAACUUCAAAAAGCUCUUUCGAUCUAUUUUUUUUUUGCAAGCUGUGUUCAUGUAGCAUCGGAAAGAUGUUGUACAAAGCAGUUAUUCUCAUUGGAGGGCCACAGAAAGGCACCCGUUUUCGGCCUUUGUCACUGGAAUUUCCAAAGCCGCUGUUUCCAAUCGCUGGUUUUCCCAUCAUUCAUCAUCACAUCGAAGCUUGUAGUAAGGUGAAAGAUCUGCUGGAGAUAUUAGUGAUUGGAUUCUACCAGCCGAGUGAAGCGCUUAACCGUUUCCUAACGGCAUCACAGAGAGAGUUCAAUGUCAACAUUAGAUAUCUACAGGAGUACACGUCUCUUGGGACGGCCGGGGGAUUGUACCAUUUCAGAGAUCAAAUUCUAAGUGGCCAGCCUCAAGGAUUCUUUGUCUUCAAUGGUGAUCUGUGCUGCAAGUUUCCACUGGUUGAAAUGCUUGAGUUCCACAAGCUGAAGGGCAAUGGGAAACAUUUCACCCUGCUAGCAACAGAGGCAACCAAGAAACAGUCUCUGAACUAUGGAUGUCUUGUGAUGGACUCGGACACAAAUGAGGUGCUGCACUAUGUUGAGAAACCCCAGACCUUUGUCAGUAGCAUCAUCAACUGUGGUCUUUAUCUCUUCACGCCGGAGAUCUUUGAACACAUCUCAACUGUCUUCAAAGAGAACCAAUCGAUGAUCAUGAGUGAUGAUCCUUUCUCCAGCAACAAGGACAUCAUUCGCCUGGAGCAAGACAUUUUCUCCCCGUUGGCCGGCACCGGGAAGCUGUUUGUUUACAACUGUGAAGAUUUGGUAUGGAGUCAAAUCAAGUCUGCUGGGUCAGCCAUCCAUGCCAACCGUCUCUACUUAGGACUGUACCAUGACACUCAUCCCGACAGAUUGGCUCAAAACAACGACAAUGGGCCUCGUGUCUUUGGAGAUGUGUUUAUCCAUCCCACUGCUCGUGUGGAUGCCACGGCUACGUUGGGUCCUAAUGUAACUAUUGGUGCUGCUGUCAUUAUUGGACCAGGGGUACGAGUCAGGGAAUCUAUAAUCCUGGAAGGCGCCAGUCUACAGGACCACUGUUGCAUACUGCACAGCAUAGUGGGAUGGAACAGCUCUGUGGGAGCAUGGUCAAGGGUCGAGGGGACGCCACAAGAUCCUAACCCCAACGACAAGUUUGCCAAAAUGGAAAGCGACAACUUGUUUGACGAGCAUGGCAAGCUAACACCAUCAAUCACAAUUCUAGGUUGCAAUGUGGCCAUACCUCCAGAGGUCAUCAUUCUUAAUUCCAUCGUGCUUCCUCACAAAGAGAUUGGCUAUAGCAUCAAGAAUCAGAUUCUUCUCUAACGCCCUCCAUUUUCAUCUUCUCAUCUGCAGCAAUGUGUCUAUUUCUGCGGAGGUGAUGAUCCAGAAUGCUAUCAUUCUCCCAGACAAAGAGAUCCGCGGAUCAUGCUGUGAUCAAAUUCUGCUUUAGAGGCUGUCAACAACUGAGCAACAAUCUUCAGGACAAGACUGCACGGCUGGUGUCCGAUAUUUGUUCACAAGCCUAGAAGUGUGACAUCAGAUGUCCCAAGCCUAGAAGUGUGACAUCAGAUGUCCCAGUGACAAUCAGAAACACACUUUGUCCCCCCUCCUAAUCAACAUUGAGUUGUUGGGAAAAAAGUAAUAAUUAUUAAAGCUCUUCUACUGUCUGACAUGCAAUAUCACCCACUGUGGAUGUGUUGAUGCUCCACUACCACAGCAACAAAAUGUUGUGGUAAGUGUGGCGACUACUAGUCUCUACAUUCCGACAACACUAUGUUCACUCCAAGUGGUCCAGUUUUGACAAGCACUAUUCUAUUUGAACUGUGGACUAGUGAAGAGCUCACGAACUAGUGAAAUGACAAGCUAACUGGUCCUGCUAAAUAAAAAGGUCAUGGGCCAACCCUGACAAGUGAAGUUGAAUAGCUUGAAUUUGUUGGUCAACUCACUGGAAAAUGUGUCAUUAGUAGGAGGGUUAGUUAAGACUUGGGGUGUAAGAUGACCCAAUAAAUGUACUCAAUGUACAUGUAUAGCUACAAAUGUUUUACUAUCAAGUAGAAACCGAAAUGUUUCAAACCACCCAAGUAAUUUUAUGAUGAAAUUGGUAUUUGUAUAAAAUUGUAAAAGAUAAUAAAUAUGCUUCUGGUACUUUACAACAGUAUCUCAAUUUGAAGAAAUCUAUAUUUUUAAUGUUCUUGUUUUGUAAUUGUAGGAUUAAGUUCUUUGAUACGAAUGCAGAAACAAAUACAAAUAUUCUGAUAAUGAACAAGGAAACAAGAAAAGGUUUUACAAAUCUGUAUCCCGUUUUUUUUGCUGUAUAAUACUUGAAUUUCAUUGCAGGCAUCAUUUUUAUACUUUAUGCAUGUAUGUAUUUGCACUUGUUUGUUUUGUAUCAGUACAAACAAUUUGUUGGAAGCUUUCGUUUAGUUGAGAAAAGUAUACAUGUACAUGGAUAAUUUAGUAAACUGUGGUCAACAUUUGCACGUCCAUAAUGUUGUAAUCCAAUCCAUAUUGAAUUGAGGCAGACCAACCAAAUUGAGGCAGUGUUGGAUGUUACAUGUCCAGACCUCUUUCAGAUACUAGUUCAUAAUACCCGUUUGGCAAGCGAGUAUUUAAGAGAACAACAGUGUACUGGUUGGCAACCAUAAUUUUUGGGUCUUGAAAAGAACACCGUAAUUAUUUUUCUCAGCAACGACUAUGCAUGAAGUGAGAAACUUGUUGUCGGCCAUUUUGAAAAAAAUUUCAAAUGAAAGUUGGUUUGCAUUUGGGAAAAAACGUAUUUUGGUUGUGUAAUUUUCUUACCAACCAAAAAUUUAAAAGAAAUCUGAUGCAUAGUGGCCCGAUGCAAUAGGUUUUCAUCAUGACCAAUAGCCAGCUUAAACAGUAUUGCAUGAAAUAGCAACCCCUUGCAGGUGAAGCAGAGACACCAAGUACCCAAGAUUUAGUUAUUUGCUCGUUCCAUCACCUUUUAAACGCAAGGUGCUGGGAUGGCUCCACGUGUGGAUACAGAUACAGAUGAUAUGACAACCGUAUCCGUUCACGUCAGUUGCGUGUUGGAUUUUGUUUCGCAAAAUAUGUGUCACAUGAGUGUGCCCGCAUUCAUCAUGAGGGUUUUUCUCGACAAGCAUGACCUAUAGAGAUCCUGUGUUUUAUACACAGCAUUUUCUCAUCGUUUUGCUUGCAAAUGACCUUGUUAUCUAUAUCAAGAAUGAUACCACCCCAGUGAAAGCAAUUCCGUGGGAAAUGUUUUUGAUCUGGGACAAAAACACAGCUAAAUGGCUGCAGUAUCCGUUUUUCUACGACAGGUAUGAGCUCCUGCAGUAGCCAAUGUGUAUGCAAAAUACAAUAGUGCCUGAUAUGCAUCACAUGAACACAAAGUGUCGCCAUAUCGGUUUCUGUAUCCGUUGACUUGCAAAACCUCUCUAUUGACCAAUUUCCCUGAUCUACAGACGACCCCUUCUUCCCGUUUUUGACCUCUAUCAAUGACAAAGUAGCUCUAGACUAUGGUGUAACAAAAGCAGGGACUUGUGGCCUAUCAUUUACAUGCACAAAUCAGUACAAUCAGUCUAUCGUGCAUCACUAUAUCCUGAACAUGCACGUCUACAGUCUUGGACAAGACCAGUGGAGCCAAGUUAGGACAUUUGUACUGAUGGCCAACGGGCCAAAUGACUUUCUGUGUGGCCAAUGCAGAAAAACAAAUUUGAAAUCUCAGACUUGCUAUCAAUUCUACUAGUACAUGUACAUUGUGAAAUUGAUUUAACAUUUUUGAGAAUUUUGUGUUGGCAUUACUUGUACCACACAUUCAAUGUUACAUAAUUUGAAAUAAUUGGGCAUGCGUUUUGUCAACUGGACAACUUCCUUUAUAACAUUUUUGUGAUCUUAAUAAAUUUGUAAAAACAAAUUUGCAAGCUUCCAUUGUCGUUUUGUACUCGUUUGUUGUGGAAUUUUUUGGAACAUUUGGGCGAAACUUCCAAAUUGGCAGUUAUGGCAUAAUCAACGAAUCACCACGUGUUAAAAUGAACAUUGCCUUUGGAUUUUGAGCUGUAAACAGUGUAAACAGUGUACAGUACAUUAUAAAAUGAAUUUGGAAAUCUUGUACAGUUUAAAACUUAUACACAUGCUCUACAAAGACUAGCACAAGACAACCUGGAAAUUGUGUGGCGUUCCUUAUAACAAACAUGACCUGCAGUU
This is a messenger RNA of Asterias rubens (European starfish), 4254 nucleotides long. RefSeq names its product mannose-1-phosphate guanyltransferase alpha-A-like. Gene Ontology annotation, molecular function: transferase activity. Gene Ontology annotation, biological process: biosynthetic process. The transcript has 12 exons. The record is from RefSeq and is a predicted model, not a curated record. Lineage: Eukaryota; Metazoa; Echinodermata; Asteroidea; Forcipulatida; Asteriidae. Bases 118 to 1389 code for a protein of 423 amino acids. Gene Ontology annotation, cellular component: cytoplasm.